Molecule: messenger RNA, 3988 nt
Organism: Betta splendens (Siamese fighting fish)
Lineage: Eukaryota; Metazoa; Chordata; Actinopteri; Anabantiformes; Osphronemidae
Gene: dnajc16l
Product: DnaJ (Hsp40) homolog, subfamily C, member 16 like
Exons: 15
Coding region: 268-2670 (800 amino acids)
Source: RefSeq, a predicted model, not a curated record
CUAGUAUUUUAUUGUAGGACUGACAGUGACGGUUUGUCGAAGUCCGGCGUUAGCUAGACGAUAUGGCCUUAUUGUAGAACCAUACUAAUGUGUCGUCGGCAGUUAAGCUGCGUGUUCAACACGUCAACAAACCCCAACAUGUAACUGCGUAAUUUGAUACGUGGUGAGUCGUUGAAUCGGUUUGCAGCAUUGUAGCUUCGUACCGGGGCAGCUCGGCAGCUAGCUUAGCUUACAGAGGUUAACGUUGGUGGAGGGCAGGAGUGAGCGAUGACGGCAGUGAUGAGAAGCAGCCGACUUCCUCGGACCUGUCCGCUUCUUCUCGCCAUCUUCCUGCUGCUUGGUGCUAGUGUACAGCGGGUGACAACAGCUUCUGAAAACGACCCCUAUAGGAUACUGGGUAUCAGCAGGAGUGCCAGUCAGUCAGAGAUCAAAAGGGCGUACAAGACCCUGGCCAAGGAAUGGCAUCCGGAUAAGAACAAGGAUCCUAAAGCUGAGGACACUUUCAUCAAGAUUUCUAAGUCUUACGAGAUUUUGUCCAAUGAGGAGCGGAGGUCUAACUUUGACCGCUAUGGUCAGAUGGAUGAAAACCAGGCCUUUGGCCAGUCACAACAUCACGGUUUCCGCAGCUUCCACAACAGCUUUUACUUUGAUGAGUCUUUCUUCCAGUUUCCCAGGUCCCAGGACUUUGCAGACAGCAAGUACUUGCUUCAAUUUGCACAGUUCAACAGCGAUGUUCUGCCAGACAGCUACAAGAGGCCAUACCUGAUCAAAGUGACUGCUGAGUGGUGCUUUACAUGUAUCCACAUUGAGCCUGUAUGGAAAGAUACAGUGCAGAGGCUGGAGCCACUGGGUGUGGGCAUUGGGAUUGUGAACCUGAGUUAUGAGCGUCGUCUUGCCAGCCAACUCGGGGUUCACCGCGUUCCCACCAUCAUUGGGCUGGUGAAUGGCAGGGUGACCUUCUUCCAUCAGGCUGUGGUACAGGAGUACCUGCAACACUUCAUUGAAGACCUGCUGCCUUACAAACUAGUAGAGAAGGUCACUGAUAGCAACUACCUGGCUUUUCUGGAUGGCUGGCGAGUGGAUAAUAAGCCCAGGGUUAUCUUGUUUGACCAGGUCCCUAUGGUCCCCCUGCUUUAUAAGUUAACAGCGUUCGCCUUCAGAGACUUUGUGCAUUUUGGCUUUGUGGACCAGGGUGACACACACAGCACUCGACUACUGCGGCAGUUCAACAUAAACACGUACGCCCCCACUAUGCUGUUGUUCAAGGAGGACACAGAAAGGCCUGUUGACAUCAUCCAGGCCAGAGGUAUGAAGCGGCAGAUUAUGGAGGAGUUUGUCUCAAACAACAAGUUCCUGCAGGUGCCACGUCUCAUCAACCAGCAGCUCUUUGAUCAGCUGUGUCCUGUAAAGCAGUUUCACAGACGGAGGAAGUAUUGUGUGCUGCUCAUCACAGGAGAGGACCCGGCCUUUCUUCCAGGAAAUAAAGCCUUCCUGGACUUCGCCUCAGCUAACAAAAAAGAUGUUCUGCGUUUUGUGUAUGUCUAUCAGCGUCAGCAGCUGCCUUUCUGUCAAGCACUGCUCCACAAUCAGCAAUCACUCACACCUCAGGUGGUGAUUCUCGAGAGGCGGAACCAGGCUGGCAAGGUCAGCUACCGCUCUGUGAGUGGUGGCUGGAACGGCAGCGAGGAAGACAAGUACCGCCUUCACGAACAGUUGGACCUUCUUCAAAAAGAACCCACGUACCUGAGCUCAGACGCCACCCUGCCCGAACUGAACAACGAGAUGGCUCCCAUGUUUUUUAUUCGAUGGAUGAAUGCUGCCUAUGAUUACAUCCUUCAACUUUAUGAGGACCUUCUUUACUCAAACUGGCGAGGGAUGAUGCCCAUCCUGUCCUUGAUCUUCUCAGCUCUGUUCAUUCUUUUUGGUACAGUCAUCAUUCAGGCUUUCAGUGAGCCAGGUGAGAACAAACCCCAGAAACCGAAGCCAAGGGAGCAAACCCAAACUGAGGAAGAUGCAUCCAGUAGAACAAAUACCUCAAGCCGUCCUCCUAAGAAGGACUUUGUGGAAGUGACAGAGCUGACAGACAUAACUUAUACCAGUAACCUGAUCAAACUCAGGCCUGGCCACAUCAAUGUUGUCCUCGUACUCACCAAUGCCUCCAAGAAUGCCUUGCUCAGGAAAUUUGCCAAAGAGGUUUUCUCUUUCUCUGGAACUCAAACUCUGCAUUUCUCCUUCCUAAACGCUGAUAAGCACCACCACUGGAUGCUGUCACUCCUUCGCUCAGCCUCCGAUAUUGCAGAGAGUGAGGUUCAGUUCGAUGACGAUGAGGAGUCUUCUGAUUUUACUGGCCAUGUCCUGGCCCUCAAUGGCCACAAGAGAUACUUCUGCCAUUUCAGACCUGUCUUCACGGGGGACAACUCCAGUGACUCGUCAUCUGAGACUUCAUUCUCUGACACGAAGAGAAAUUCACGCUCCAGGUCUAGAUCCAGUUCCCACUCUCGUUCCCGGUCCCACUCAAGGGAGGACAGGGCAAGCUUCAAGAGAGGCUCCAGCAGAGCCACUAGCAUAGAUGUCCACCAUAAGCUUGACCGGCUGGGACUGUGGAUGGAGAGGCUAAUGGAGGGUACCCUGCCCAGAUUUCAGGUUCCUAUGUGGCCUUCUCUUGAUUAAAGCACUAAGACGUCCUGUUAGAGAGCUGAGGUGAAAGUUUGCUAGAAAUGGAAGCAGAUAUACUCUAGUUUCAUCUCCUCUUUAAGUUCUGUAGCACGAAAACUGUAUCAAAGUUGCAGUUGUCAAAUCCUUAAGGUUUUUUUUUACAGACGCGGGUUGCUACUCUAAAGCUGUUGAACACUCUGAGCAACUUGUUUACAGAAUGUCCUCUUUUAUCUGUCAUCAUGUGGAGCAGACAGAAAUGAUUGACUUAGAGCAGUGUGCUCCCAUAAACCCAUAAUGACAUGACAUGACAUGAGCGCAUGGUGGUCAGAGCGGCUCAGCCGUGUGGCUCCGUCUGUCCUCUGAGACAAAAAGCAAGAAAGCUGUGAUGUGUUGUAAAAAUGUCAAAAAGUCACAGAAAUGAAGGAGUGCAUGUUGUUAGCUAGGUCUUUAUUGGCUUUCACCUUCUGUCUCUGUUCGUUAAGGGAAGUCAAGGGAUUUGCAAAUUUCGCUGAAUUGAAUAUCUUCCUAGAGCUGCUAAGGUGCGCUUUCAACCUGAACACAAGCUUAGUAUUGAGAAGUUCUGUUAUAACUGUGACCCUUCCCACAACGGCCCAGUGGGGAAGGAUUCUGCUCCCGUAUAGACUUCGACCCAAGUCACUAUAAACAAAGGCAAGCUGAGUGGGCGGCACGUUUACUGUAAGAGCUUUCAGCUGAACUACACAGCAUGAUAAGCAGCAAUAGUCAACUUAGCCUCACAACUCCAUUUAGAGCUCAUAAAUUAGAAACCUAAACUUGCAUCCUAAUGGUUUUGGUCCUCAUGUCUUGCUUCUGUUUUGUUGAGACAUCAUAAUUAACAAGCCGAAUCUUUAAAUGGUACAGAGAAGGUGGAAUUCUGCCUUCAUGUCUUUGUUUUAUGCUUUGUUUGAGGUCAGAUUUAAAUAUUUUUCUUUGUCUGGAUGCUGAAUAAAAAGGAAAGCAUAAAUCCUACAAUAUGUUCCUAUCCUGCAUAUUUUAAGUCUGAGCCCUUAAACUGCUGUAAAUCUUACUGCAUGAAAAAAAGUAGAGCUGAGUUCACUAAUAAAUACUGAGUGAAUUUGCACUGGCAAAUGGUACGACAGGCUGAUGUUACUUACGUCUCGUCUCGUUCAUCUCCUUUUAAUUUGCUGCUAAACUAAUGAUAUCUGCGCUGGAGUUUGCUGUUAUUCAUGAUGUUUUAUGUUCUUUGGCAUUUUUUGUCAUAAAAUAAGUUUAACUCAUCACUCAUUGCAGGAAACCACAUCUUAAAAGUUUGUCUAAUAAAACAUUUAUUUAUUAAAAUGUUUGAAAUAUUUGA